This is a messenger RNA of Penicillium mononematosum, 669 nucleotides long. Its product is annotated as putative GPI anchored protein. Bases 1 to 669 code for a protein of 222 amino acids. The record is from RefSeq and is a predicted model, not a curated record. Lineage: Eukaryota; Fungi; Ascomycota; Eurotiomycetes; Eurotiales; Aspergillaceae. The transcript has 2 exons.
AUGAAGUUCUCCCUCCUCACCUUCACGGCCAUCGUGCCAUUGGUCUCCGCACACUUCAAGCUGAUGUACCCAACCUCCCGUGGUUUUGACGAGGAUACCAUGACCAAUUUCCCGUGUGGUGGAAUGAGCCAGUCUUCUGAUCGUACCAAGCUACCAUUGUCUGGUGGUUCAUUCCCCGUCGCUCUUGAGAUGCACCAUGCCCAGACUGCCGUUGAGAUCCUCCUUGCACUGGGCAACGAUCCUGGAGACAACUUCAACAUUGUCCUCUCGCCAACCUUUAAGGUCAGCGGCCUUGGCGAGUUCUGUCUUCCUCACGUCGAGAUCAAUCAGGAGUUGAUUGGCCGUAAUCUCACCGACGGAAUGAAUGCUACCCUUCAGGUACAGACUAAUGGUGACCCAAGUGGAGGUCUCUAUGCUUGCUCCGAUAUCCAAUUCUCCUCCGACAUCACAUACCAGACACCAUCUGCCUGUACCAAUAACACCAAUCUCGUUGCCACUGCCUUCCCCAAGGAUUCUGCUGCACGUAAUGCCAACGAGUCUACUGCUGAGGGUCAAGCACAGAGUGGAUCCUCGUCCUCUUCCACUUCCAAGGGUGCUGCUGUGCCGAUGCAGACCGCUGCUUGGGGAGUUAUUGGUGCUGCACUCGUCGGUGGCAUUGCUGCGCUGUAA